Molecule: messenger RNA, 2786 nt
Organism: Manis javanica (Malayan pangolin)
Lineage: Eukaryota; Metazoa; Chordata; Mammalia; Pholidota; Manidae
Source: RefSeq, a predicted model, not a curated record
UCCGCGGCUGUUCUCACGUCCGGCCGCCCCGCGGGGGCCCGGAGCCCCCGUCUGGAGCGCCCCAGCACGCCCCCGAGCCAGCCCCCUCGGGGAGGGCCGCGAGAUCCCGGCCCAGUCCCGCAGGGCAGCGUCUCCUCCAGGGGCCCGGGCGCCGCGGCGGCGCAGCCCGGCCAGGCCCCAGUCCGCGACGGAGGCGGGCGGCCGCGUAUGCAAAUGGCCCACGGGCGGGGGCCGGCCACCUCCCCGCGCAGGAUAAGAGCGGGGCGGGCGGGGCCCGCGCAGAAGCCACCGCCUCCCGGGAGCCGGCCGUGCGCUCCGGCCCCGCGCUCACCCGCAGCCCGUCCGCGCGGCCCGCGGCUCCCGAAGAAGGAAGCAUGUCCGAGUUUUGGUUAAUUUCUGCCCCUGGCGAUAAGGAAAAUUUACAAGCUUUGGAGAGAAUGAACACUGUCACCUCCAAGUCCAACCUGUCUUAUAACACCAAAUUCUCCAUUCCUGACUUCAAGGUGGGGACCUUGGAUUCCCUUGUUGGUCUCUCUGAUGAGUUGGGGAAACUCGAUACCUUUGCUGAAAGCCUCAUAAAGAGAAUGGCUCAGAGUGUGGUAGAAGUCAUGGAAGACGCAAAGGGGAAGGUUCAGGAGAACCUCCUGGCCAACGGAGUUGACUUAACAUCCUUUGUGACCCACUUUGAAUGGGACAUGGCCAAAUACCCUGUGAAGCAGCCGCUGGUGGGUGUGGCGGACACUCUAACAAAGGUAAGAGGACAGCCUCUCCCGGGGGACAGCCCUGCCAGCUCAGCAGUUCUGGCCACCCAGGGGGCACACUCAGGCCCGCGCCCUCCCCAGGGAACAUCCCGAGCCUGCUUGCCCCCCUCCCAGGGCCUGUGUGUCGUGGGUGUGCCACAGGUCUGUGUGUCCCACAAGCCCAGGCCUGGACUUGCCUCCAUUUGUCUUUCUGCUGAUCGCAUCUGCUUUGUCCCACACGGAUUCAGGGGAAAUCUCUUCACCCGGACGCUGAGCGACAUUGUGAACAAAGAAGACUUCGUGCUGGACUCCGAGUAUCUCAUCACACUUCUGGUCAUUGUCCCUAAACAAAGCUACACACAAUGGCAAAAAACCUAUGAAUCCCUCUCGGACAUGGUGGUCCCUCGGUCGACCAAACUGAUUGCUGAGGACAGUGAGGGUGGCCUUUUCACAGUGACCCUGUUUCGCAAAGUGAUGGAUGAUUUCAAAACCAAAGCCAAAGAAAACAAGUUCACUGUCCGUGAAUUUUACUAUGAUGAAAAGGAAAUUAAAAGGGAAAGGGAAGAGAUGACCAGGUUGCUGUCUGAUAAGAAGCAACAGUAUCAAACUUCCUGUGUUGCUCUUAAAAAGGGAUCAUCCACCUUCCCGGACCACAAGGUUAAGGUAACCCCGCUAGGUAACCCUGAUAGGCCCGCUGCGGGGCAGCCGGACAGAGAGAGAGAGAGUGAGGGCGAGGGAGAGGGCCCACUGUUGCGCUGGCUCAAGGUGAACUUCAGCGAAGCCUUUAUUGCCUGGAUCCACAUCAAGGCGCUGAGGGUGUUUGUGGAGUCCGUGCUCAGGUAUGGACUUCCAGUGAAUUUCCAGGCAGUGCUUCUCCAGCCUCAUAAGAAGUCAUCCACCAAACGUUUGAGAGAGGUUCUCAACUCUGUCUUCAGACACCUGGAUGAAGUGGCAGCAGCAAGUAUACUGGAUGCAUCCGUGGAGAUCCCUGGAUUACAACUCAACAACCAAGACUAUUUUCCUUAUGUCUACUUCCACAUUGACCUUAGUCUUCUUGACUAGAAAGAGCUGGCUCCUGCAGAGGCUUCUUUUCAUUAGCCUGAGAACAGUUUUAAGUGUCCUACAGAAUUCAGACUUUUACAGAAAUUGCUCACAAGUCAGUUACAGUUGUAUUUAUUUUUUUUUAAGUUACAAUAAAGAAAUGCUCAGUCCUUUUCUCUCUUCGGUUAUAUUCUAACAAUUCAAAACUUCAAUUCUCUGAAUGUUUUAUAUAGAUGGUGACUGCCUAUGAAUUGGUAAUCUACUAAAUGUCUUAAUGGACAGUUUUGUGAGGCUAAGGAAUAACAUUAAAACGUUGAGCAGACUGUAUAACCAGCUAUGUCCCCUAGUAAGUCACUGGUGGUGGCCCGAAGACAAAAUACUGGGCAUGAAGUGCAGUUCUCAAUGACAGCCCGCCAUUUUCCAUUCUUCUCUAUCAACUUGCUUUACGUUGCACUUACAGAUGGAACCUGGCUCAGGACACAUGUAUAUCUGUGUUGUGGCAGGGAUCCGGAUGGUGUCACUGGAGUCACAGGUCUUUAGGAAGGAAAGACACCAGUCAUCCCUUCAUAGUACUAACUUACUGGCUAAACAUCUGACUCUGAAUUUGUGAGGUGGACACUAAUUUCAUACCUUUAUUAGCAUUGUCCAAAAUAUUUUAUUCUUUAAUGGAAAAAAGCCAUUAAUAUUCAAACAAAAGGAUCACAUUAAAAAACUUAUACAUUAAGAAACAGCCUCCAAGAACAUUCAAGCAGCAGUCAGAGGAAGGGGAAAAAAAUGUUUCAAUAGCUCAUCAGUUUUCUUCAAAAUAUUACUCGACAGACAACCCAAUUCCUUGGCUACAAUUCAUAGAAUUUUUCACUGUUUUCUUGAGAUGCAGAAGCUCACUGUUGCAGUGAUUUCAAAUGACCGAUCAAGUACUACUUGUUGGUGAGAAAGGCCACUGGUAGAUUCAUCUGAUUGUAAAGAAUGUUCCUUCACUGCUGGGAAAAUCUGCUCCCAAGAAAA